Messenger RNA from Diutina rugosa, 744 nucleotides. RefSeq names its product mitochondrial 37S ribosomal protein mS42. The transcript has a single exon. Lineage: Eukaryota; Fungi; Ascomycota; Pichiomycetes; Serinales; Debaryomycetaceae. The record is from RefSeq and is a predicted model, not a curated record. Gene Ontology annotation, biological process: superoxide metabolic process. Gene Ontology annotation, molecular function: metal ion binding; superoxide dismutase activity. The coding region runs from base 1 to 744 and encodes 247 amino acids.
AUGGUGGUAUUCAGACGAGGCCUCCACGCGGUGCCGCGGUUGGCAAACGCCAAGCAGUACGCCGCCCAGGGUAUCGAGGGCGUGUACUCGCCGCAAGGGUUCCAGCAGGCGUGGCUCGACUACCAGAAGUACUUGACGACGCAGUUGACGAUGGCGACCAUCGGCACCGAAAACGAGGUGCGGACUCCGUACCAGAUCCUCUUGAAGACGGCCAAGCAGACGACGGAGCAGCAUGUGUUCCACUACGCGUCGCAGGCCCACAACAACCACUUGUUCUUCCAGCAGUUGGUGCCGAAGCCCGAGGCGCAGACGACGCGGCCCAUGCGCCAAUUAAUGGACCGGUUAGCCCACCAAGGGGUCAGCGGCGUCCCCGCAUUGAAGCAGGCGAUGUUGGACAAGGCGCUCGCUCUGCCGGGGCAGAACUGGGUGUUUUUGUGCGAGGACGCCGAUAAGAACUUGAAGGUGGUCGAGUGCAAGAACGACGGCACCCCGUACUACUACGGCAAGAACCAGAGCAUCGACUUGACCGGUGCUAUCGACGAUGCUCUGUUUGACGCCUUGGAAGCCACCAAGGCUCAGGCGCAGGCCAGCGCCAAGGACUGGACCCUCCCGUUGCUCGCCCUCAACGGGUGGGACCACGCCUACACCGCCGACUACGGCGUUAACGGCAAAGCCGAAUUCCUCGAGCGGGCGUGGGACUGUAUCAACUGGGAUGUCGUCAACCGCCGCUUGUUUGUGGUGUAA